AUAAAAAUAAAAAGAAGGAAAAGAAAACCCUAGCCUCGAUCUUCUUCUUCUCCCCCUCCUUUUGUUCGUGGUUCAAGCCGUCCCCCUCAGCCACUCCCUCCGGCAGCCGGCGCUCCUCCAGUAGCACACGAACGGUGGCGCGACCCGCGUCGGCGUUCCUUGUUCAGCAGCGAGCGACCCCUUUUACUUGAGGUAAUCCGAGAGGACUUUCAGAAGAUUACAAAUGAGAUAAAUAUUACACAUUUCACCCUUUCAUGGAAUCGGAAAAGCUCGUAAUUUCACGAGGAAACCCUAGAACUUCACCAUAUCCAUCCGACCGCGCACUCCCCACCACCAGCGGCAGGGCUAUGCCCAAUGAGUUGCCACAAAAGCCUCCCCCUUCAAUUGCUCACCGUUUCAGAGCUCUGCUAAAGCAGCGGGAUGACGAAUUCAGGGUUUCUGCCCACGAUGCUGCGACCCCUCCUUCAACUGAGGAUAUUGUGCAGUUGUACGAGCUCAUGUUGUCGGAGCUCACCUUUAAUUCAAAGCCCAUCAUCACGGAUCUCACUGUUCUUGCUGACGAGCAGAGAGAACAUGGGAAGGGCAUUGCCGACUUAAUUUGUGAGCGUAUUCUCGAGGUUCCGGUUGACCAAAAACUUCCUUCAUUAUAUCUAUUGGAUAGUAUUGUUAAGAAUGUUGGGCACGAAUACAUUAGUUAUUUCUCGUCUCGUUUACCUCAGGUGUUUUGCGAGGCUUACAGGCAAGUUCAUCCUAAUCUGCACAAUGCAUUGCGUCACCUCUUUGGGACAUGGUCAACUGUGUUUCCACCAUCUAUCCUUCGGAAUAUUGAAGCUCAAUUACAACUUUCUCAGCUAACAACACAAGAGUCCUCAGGUUUGACAUCCUCAAGGUCCUCUGAAUCUCCUCGGCCAACUCAUGGUAUUCAUGUUAAUCCAAAAUACUUGCGUCAACUGGAACACUCCGUGGUGGAUAAACUUUUAGCUCUACAGCAUAUUCAAGAUGCAAGAGGGACUUCAGCUCUAAAAGUUCAUGAUAAAAAACUUGCUCCUGGAUAUGAAGAGUAUGACUAUGAUGGGACUCAAGCAUUUAGUUCAAUCGGAAGCAUGGGUCAUGAUUCUUUUGCUGUUGGAACGAAUAAAGCAAAUAUGAAGCUAGAAAAAUCUUCUUUGUCUUCAAGAAUUGGACACAACAGGUCUCUACAAUCUGUUGGUGACGAACUUGAAGCAGUUAGAGCCUCACCAUCACAGAAUGUCUAUGAUUAUGAAGCUUCUAGAAUGAUUGAUAGAAGUGAAGAUACAAAUAAAUGGAGAAGAAAACAGUAUCCUGACGAUCAUUUGAAUGGACUUGAAAGUACUUAUUCGUAUAAUAUUAGAAAUGGACAUGCACUUGAGGGACCAAGAGCUUUAAUUGAAGCAUACGGGAGCGAUAAAGGAAAAGGUUAUUUAAAUGACAAUCCGCCACAGGUUGAACAUUUUUCUAUUAAUGGUAUAGACAACAAGGUGACUCCAGUGACUUGGCAGAACACCGAAGAAGAAGAGUUUGAUUGGGAAGAUAUGAGCCCCACAUUAGCUGACAGAGGCAGAAGUAAUGAUAUUUUGAAACCACCUGUCCCACCUUCAAGAUUUAGGCCAAGAUUAGGAUUUGAUAAAUCAAAUGCUACGUCUGUAGAGCCUGGAAUGAGAAGCAGUUGGUCUAGUCAGGUUCAGCUACCAACUUCUCUUGAUUCCUCCAUUGUUACUGAAGAUGUGGUCCCAUCAGCAUCUGAUAUUUGGAAUAUGCAGAACCCCAUGAAUGCUAAAGGCAUAGGAACGAAUUUUCAGAUGCCUUUGUCUAGGAGAGGCAUAGCUUCAUCUGGUGAGAAAGUGUCUCCUUUUGUUGAUAAACUUCCGACCAAUGAUGCUUUACAUAGGCCCCCAACCAUUGUUUCAAGAUUGGGUCCUUCUGGUCCUGACUCUAGCAUGGAGUCACAAUCAGCUGUACAAUCUAUGGGCCCAAGGCAUCCCGUGAACGUUCCUAACUCUUGCCCACCGUCUAGGCCUCCAAUGUUUCCAGUACCGAGACACAAUGCGAGUCAGUUUGAUUCUUUAAGUGGUAGCAAUUCUUUCAUCCAUCGUGCAAAUAGGUCACCUUUUUUGCCUGAGCAGCAGAUGAAUAAUUUGAGGAACAAGGAGCCAAGUCUAACAACUAAGUUGCCACAAGUUGGAAAUCACCACACUGGGUGUAUUCCUUUGACUAAGGGAAACCAAUUGCAGGCCAUCCAUUUAAAACCACAAUUUCUUCCAUCUCAGGAUAUGCAGGAUAAUUUCAGUGCAUCAGUAGUACCUCCAGCAUUACCACAUUUAAUGGCACCAUCCUUGAGUCAAGGAUACAGUUCGCAGGGACAUCGUCCUGCUAAUAGUGAGUGUUUGUCAAGUUCUGCCCCUAUUGGACAAUGGAACUUACCAGUUCAUAACAGUCUCAGUAAUCCUUUGCAUGUACUAGGGGGUACACUGCCACCUCUACCUCCCGGGCCUCAUCCUACUUCUGUUCAAACGAUGCCUGUCUCUCAAAAUGCAGGAUGCCUUAUUCCUGGUCAGCAACCUGGAACUGCAUUUUCUGGUCUGAUAAGUUCUCUCAUGGCCCAGGGUUUAAUCUCUUUGAACAAUCAACCUUCUGUACAGGAUUCUAUUGGGUUAGAGUUCAAUCCAGAUGUUCUCAAGGUGCGACAUGAAUCUGUAAUAGCUGCCCUAUAUGGUGAUCUCCCAAGACAAUGCAUGACCUGUGGCCUUCGAUUCAAGUCCCAGGAAGAACAUAGUAAUCAUAUGGAUUGGCAUGUCACUAAGAAUCGUAUGUCAAAAAGUAGGAAGCAAAAGACUUCUUGUAAGUGGUAUGUAAGUAAAAGCAUGUGGUUUAGCGGUGCAGAGGCUUUAGGAAAUGGGGCAGUUCCGGGAUUUUUGCCUGCUGAGGUUAUUGUAGAGGAAAAGGACGAUGAAGAACUGGCUGUUCCUGCUGAUGAGGAUCAGAAUGCAUGUGCAUUAUGUGGAGAACCUUUUGAUGAUUUUUACAGUGAUGAAACAGAGGAAUGGAUGUAUAGGGGUGCCGUCUACAUGAAUGCACCUGAUGGACAAACAGCCGGCAUGGAUAGAUCUCAAUUAGGGCCCAUAGUGCAUGCCAAAUGUAGGUCUGAAUCUAAUGUGGUUUCCUCUGAAAAGUUUGACCAAGAUGAUCAAGGGGGAGUUAGUGAAGAGGGUAAUCGAAGAAAACGAUUGCGGAGCUAGCCUAGAUGGAUUACUAUACUCUCGCUGUAGCAUAUACAAGUUUUUUUUUUCCAUGAUCACUUGUUCUCACAGUAGCGUAGCUAGAAUUACUCGGCUUAUGCUUGAAUCAUUGUAUAUUCUAAAAUGGAAAUUUUCAUGUGCAGUAUAUUGCAAUCUAAAAGCAAACCCUCAUCUUCUUUGUUUUGAAAUUUCCUGAAAGCUUUAGAACGGAAUCCUUAUCUAACAAGGGUUAGUAAUUGUAGGUUUGAAAGAAAUGCUUUUAGAAAGAAUGGAUUCAAGGAUCA
Momordica charantia (bitter melon) is the source of this 3541-nucleotide messenger RNA. It is a transcript of the gene PCFS4, whose product is annotated as PCF11P-similar protein 4. Gene Ontology annotation, cellular component: mRNA cleavage factor complex; cytoplasm. Gene Ontology annotation, molecular function: RNA polymerase II complex binding; mRNA binding. The record is from RefSeq and is a predicted model, not a curated record. Lineage: Eukaryota; Viridiplantae; Streptophyta; Magnoliopsida; Cucurbitales; Cucurbitaceae. Gene Ontology annotation, biological process: mRNA 3'-end processing; termination of RNA polymerase II transcription.